This is a messenger RNA of Epinephelus lanceolatus (giant grouper), 5108 nucleotides long. Its product is annotated as immunoglobulin-like and fibronectin type III domain-containing protein 1. Lineage: Eukaryota; Metazoa; Chordata; Actinopteri; Perciformes; Serranidae. Gene Ontology annotation, molecular function: protein binding. The record is from RefSeq and is a predicted model, not a curated record.
GCCUCAGUGAAAAAGCAGUGGGCUUGGUUGCUUUGAGUGUCACUGAAAGACUGCAUUGCCUCUCAAAACGAAGAGCCCACACUCAAGAAUCAGCUGGAACCUGGCCGGCAACAGAGAACAGCAGUUCACUUGAGUGAAGAUAGGAAGCUGUUGUCUGAAUCAAGAUGUUUAAAAUUCGUAAAGCGAAGGAUGAGGAGCCAACUGCUCCAGGGCAGGUUAAAAUUAGAAAGAGGUCAAAGGUGCCUGGAGUCAUGAUCACCCAGUAUGUGGAAGAACUACCGCAAGGCAUGACCACCCCAGAUUUCACUCGGAAACCCAUCGCUAUAACUAUUCAAGAAGGGAAACAGGUGAUCUUCAGAGCGGUAAUUACUGGUAAUCCAACACCAACUGUGUCCUGGGUGAGAAAUAACGGGGAAAUUGAUGAAGAAAGGUACAAAAUCGUCCAAGAUAAAAAUUCUGGCGAACACCAGCUACAGAUGCCUGAUGUAACAGCGGAUCAAGCCGAUACCUACAAGUGUUAUGCCAGAAAUGAAUAUGGAAAAGCGGUUGUAACUGCUACACUGAAUGUUAUUGAGGUUGGCUAUAAGAAGAGCAGAGCCAUGCAAGAAUCAAGAACAGCCAUCCGAGAGGUGCCUGAGGACUUUAAAAAGGCCUUAAAAAAUAAGGUUGACAUGGAGGCAAAAGAAGAGAAGAAACGUGAAAUUGAUGAUAGCUUUUGGGAACUGUUGAUGAGUGCAGACAAGAAAGAUUAUGAGAGCAUCUGCAGUCAGUACGGUGUCACUGAUUUUCGUGGGAUGCUCACGAAACUAAACGCGAAGAAGUUCGAAAGGCAGCAAGAGCAAGAAAGGGUUGUUGAAAGGCUAUGCAACCUAAAGCCCAUUGAACUGAAAGACAGUGGAGAUGCAGAGUUUGAACUUGAAAUGUCACUGAAAGACCCCAGCAGCAAAAUCUUCUUAUUCAAGGAUGGAGUUAUGAUUCCUUUUGAUGCGGAGACAGAGGUAAAACAUGGACUGAGGCAAGUGGGAAAGAAGUUUGUGUUUAGCAUCAAUGGUGUUGAGCCGGAUGAUGCAGGAUUAUACCAGGUGGAGGUUGAUGGAGUUAAGAUCUUCUCAACAGACUUCAAACCUCCCCCAGUGGACUUCUUGGUCAAGAUUCAAGAUGUGAAAGCGGAGGAAAGAGAGGACGCUGUGUUUGAGUGUGUCGUCUCACAGCCCCUGAAAAAGAUUAAUUGGAUGGGAAAGAAUGUCCAACUGGAGCAGGGGGACAAAUACGACAUCCUUGUGUCAGAGGAUAUGCUGAUUCACACACUGGUGGUGAAGGACUGCAUGCCAUUGGACAAAGGAAUCUAUGCGGCUGUGACUGGACUUGUCUCCUGCAGUGCCUGGCUUAUAGUGGAAGUUGACAAUGACCCAAACUCACAUGGAAAGAAGAAAGCUCGCAAAACAACCAGAGCAGGUGGUGGUGGAGCUGAACUUUUGAAGAUUGCUCAGGAGCAAAAUGCUAAGGUACAAAAGGAGAGAGAAGAAUUGAUUGCAAAGGCAAAGGCAGAGGCAGAAGUUGCUGCUGCAGCUGCCGCUGCCGCUGCAGCUGAGAAAGCAGAAGCCGAAGCUAAAGCAAAGGCAGAAGCAGAAGCUAAAGCCAAAGCCAGAGCUGAAGCUAAGGCUAAAGCUAAAGCUAAAGCUAAGGUGAAACCAAAGGAAAAGGGAGAUGAGGGAGAUGAAAAGACGAAGACAAAGACAAAGACAAAGGCCAAGGUAAAGGCAAAGGCAAAGGCAAAAGGUGGAGAAGGGGCAGAAGGUGUAGAAGGUGAAGAAACAACCGCCGCUGAGGGAGAAGGCGAUGAAGAGGAUGAAGAAGAGUAUGAGGAAGAGUAUGAGGAAGAGGCUGAGGAAGAGGCUGAGGAAGAGGCUGAGGAAGGGGCUGAGGAAAAGUCAGCUGAGCCUGCAACAUCAGAACCCAAGCAGGAGGGAGAGGCCCCUACUGAAGUUGCUGAUGCUGAAGGAGAAGCGCCUGCUCAAGAGAAAAGAAAGAGAGUGAGAGCAGGCCCACUUGUCCCUGAAACAGUCAUUGACCCAGGAGUGUACUUCACCAGCGGACUGUCAGAUGUAGCUGCAAUCAUUGGUACUGAUGCAGAACUGGUCUGCAGGCUGAGCAGUGAGGAGUGUGAUGGAGUGUGGUACAAAGAUGGGAUAGAGAUAACAGCUACAGAGGAUAUCUGCAUUGUUAAAGAUGGGACUUAUCGCAAACUGAUCAUCAAAAACUGCAAAGAAGAGGAUGCUGGAAAGUACAAAUGUGAAGCUGAUGGCCGUAAAACAGAAGCUGCGCUAAGUGUUGAAGAUCCUCCAAGAAUUAAAUCUGAGGACCUCGAAGAGUUCAAAAAACCUGUUGUAAUCAAAACUGGGAAAGGGGCAGCCUUCGAGCUGUCUUUCAUUGGCCGGGAGCCCAUGAAGAUCCAGUGGUACAGCGAGGGCGAGGAGCUGUUGGAAGACACCCACACCAAAAUCGAGAAGUCCUCCUCACACACCCGCCUAGUGCUAACAAAGUGCCAUCGCAAAAUAUCAGGGGAAAUUAAGAUAAAGAUUAAGAAUGAAUGUGGAACAACUGAGGCCAUCUCACAGCUCCUUGUGUUGGAUAAACCAACACCACCCUUAGGCCCUGUGGAUAUCAUUGAAAGUUCUGCAAAUUGCAUUGACUUCAAAUGGAGGCCUCCCAAAGACAAUGGCGGUGCCCCAAUCACAGACUACAUCCUGGAGCGCCAGCAAAUUGGCCGAAACAGCUGGAAGAAACUGGGCAAGAUUGGCCCCGAGCCAAAAUACAAGGAUACCGACGUGGAUCAUGGAAGAAAGUACUGCUACCACAUCAGGGCGGAGACUGAGCAAGGCAUCAGUGAAAUGAUGGAGACUGAUGACAUUCAGGCAGGGACAAAGGCAUACCCUGGACCUCCUUCUACACCAAAAAUUGUCAGUGCUUUCAAAGACUGCAUCAAUCUUGCCUGGUCUGCACCCACUAACACCGGAGGAACCAACAUUCUGGGAUACAAUGUGGAGAAGCGCAAGAAUGGCAGUAAUCUGUGGGGCUUAGUAAAUCCACCCGAGGAGCCCAUCAGAGAGAAAAAGUACGCAGUGAAGGAUGUUGUUGAAGGCCUUGAGUAUGAGUUCCGUGUAUCAGCCAUCAACAUUUCUGGUGCCGGAGAGCCGAGUGCGCCUUCUGAAUUUGUGUUUGCAAGAGAUCCAAAGAAGCCUCCUGGUAAAGUUAUCGACCUGAAGGUGACCGACUCCACAUACACAACCUUAUCACUGGGCUGGAACAAACCCACAGAGGAGGAAGGGGUCCAAGAUGAGGCCAAAGGCUACUUUGUGGAGCUCAGACCAGCAGAAAACCCAGAAUGGGGUCGCUGUAACUCCAAUGCUAUCAUUAUGAACUCUUAUACCAUCAUGGGUCUGAAGUCCAUGGCCAUGUACUGGGUAAGAGUUGUAGCAACCAAUGAGGGUGGAGACGGUGAGCCUCAAGAGUUGCCCAACUACAUCAUUGCAAUGCCUCCUCCAGUGAGGCCUCACUUCACUGACAAAAAAAUGAAGAACUUUGUGGUGAUGAAAGCUGGGAACGCUGCUCGAGUCACCUUCAACUUUGAGGCCUCUCCAAUACCAACUAUCAGCUGGCUAAAGGACGGACUUCCUGUCGGCAAGCAUGUAACAAUGAGCAACACAGACACAUCGUCGCAGAUAAUGAUCCCCUCAGCAGAACGCCAAGACACGGGGAUCUACACAAUCAUUGUCAAGAACAUUGUUGGUCAGGAGACCUCGAGUGUUGAGAUAAGAGUCACAGAUGACCCCAAGCCUCCAGGCCCUGUGGAGCUGGAGGAGAACGUGUCAGGAACAGUGUCGAUCUCCUGGACUCCCUCUCCAGAUGAGAAGAAAGACGACAGGCUGCACUACAUGAUCACCAAACGCGACUCUGUGAAGCGCACCUGGCAAAUUGUGGCCGAUCAUCUCUUCAAUAACAAGUUCACAGUCAUCAAUAUCAUGCCAGGACGGCAGUAUAAGUUCCGGGUCUACACCAAGAAUGACAUGGGGGUCUCCAACCCGUCAGAGUCGGCAGUCUGGGAAGUGAAGAAAAGAAAAGAAACAUUUUCCGUGAGCCUUCCUCCCUCUAAAGACUGCAGCUUUGAGUCGCCUCCUUCAUUCUCUGUUCCACUAAAAAUGCGAAACAGUCCAGAGAGCUAUGAGUGCUACAUGAGCUGUGCGGUGACGGGAAACCCCAAACCCCAUGUUACCUGGUACAGAAAUAGCAUCAGCCUCAACACCAACACUAACUACUACAUCACUAACACAUGCGGGGUCUGCUCCAUGGUGAUACUCAAAGUUGGACCCAAGGACAGCGGGGACUACACAGUCAUUGCAGAGAACCCUCUGGGCAGAGUGGAGUGUUCAACUAAACUUGCUGUUAAAGACUAGGGUGAUGCAGUAAACUCCUGGAGAUGGCUGCUCCAUUUUAAAUGAAUGGGAAACAAAGGAUGUGCCAAUUUCUGAAACCUGCUUUUUUGUGAAUUAUUGUAUUAAUGUGUUUCAAUAAACUGUGAAGAAAAUAAAGGAUGAGAAAGAAGAGAGUAAUGAAGGAAUAGCUCCUGAUGUCAUCCACAAAUGCUCUAAAGCAACAAUAACAAAUGUGAUGAAUUCAAACUAGAUUUUGUUGUGUUUGAGUGCACAUUUUACUCAAUUUAUCUACUGGAUGCAAAGAGCAUUUUGACAAGAGACGUCCGAGAAUCAACAGUAAUUAUAUGCUAAUCUUGCACCCAAAUGUGUUUAUUCAUUGACCUAUUUUUCCCUGAGCUGUGAUUAGAGUUAGUUUCCUGUCUGCAGAAAAUCUGCUGGCUUCUGUGAUGUUACUACCUCAUGGAAAAUUGACGACAUGACAAUAUGGCUAUAACUGAGCAUGUCAGAGUGUCUAUGUAGUGUUUGAAUUAGUAAUCAGAAUGCCAAAUGUAAAUAAAUCUUUACUGAUCAACUGUGAUGUGCCCUACUUGCCUGUCUACAAAGGGAACUUGUAAUGCUUUUCUCUAUUUUGUGUGUUAUAUGUAGUGUCACAAUAAAGAACACUCUGAACACUUA